UCGAGCUCGGCUCCUCUCAUAUAAUUCCCCGUUAAUUGCUAAUUACCGCCCAGGCGUUUUAAUGUCCCGUCCGGAAAAGCGCUUCCUGCGAUGGCCGCGUCACAUAAAGCUUCUCUGGGCCGAACGCUGAUGCUGGCGCUCGCGCUCCUCUCACCUGCCUUCACUGUGCUGUGCAACGACAUCCUUGGCCUGAAGGUGGCAGGAGAUCCGGUUCUGACCCCCAAUGCAGUGUGUUUACGACUGGCAGGCUUGAGUAAGCGACAAAUGAGGUUAUGUGUCCGUAAUCCCGAUGUAACGGCUUCGGCCCUACAGGGCAUACAGGUGGCCAUUCAUGAAUGCCAACAUCAGCUCAAAAACCAACGCUGGAACUGCUCUACACUGGAGAACCAUGGCAAGGUGCCACAUCAGAGCACCAUCCUCAACAGGGGUUUCAGAGAGAGUGCCUUCUCCCUGGCUCUGCUGGCAGCUGGUGUGGCUCAUUCGGUGGCUUCAGCCUGCAGCAUGGGCAAGCUACGUGGCUGUGGUUGCGAUGCUAAGCGCCGGAUAGACGACGACAAAAUCCGCCUCAAGCUAACUCAGCUGCAGCUGCAGACCCUGCAGAGGACUGGGUUUAGGAACACACCUGAGUUUAAAACAAACCACAGCAAGCUGCCCUCUUACCUGCACUCCUCCCAUCCUGGCACACUCCUCAAACCAGAGGAGCUCACAUCACUGCAGGAGACCUGGGAGUGGGGAGGGUGCAGCCACGACCUUCGCUUUGGUGUUCGCUUUUCCAGGGACUGGCUAGACUCCCGGGGCUCGUCUCGUGAUAUCCAUGCCCGCAUGAAGAUGCACAACAAUCGAGUUGGCAGACAGAUCGUGACAGACAACAUGAAAAGGAAGUGCAAAUGUCAUGGCACCUCAGGAAGCUGCCAGUUCAAGACCUGCUGGUAUGUGUCUCCUGAGUUCCGGCUGGUGGGCUCCCUGCUGAGAGAAAAGUUCCAAUCUGCUGUCUUCAUCAACUCCCAGAACAAGAACAGUGGUGUGUUUAACCCACGCGUGGCGGCUGGGGCAGCCGGGUCGGAGAAUGGCAGGCCUCGACGGCGCAGCCUCUCCAGGGAGCUGGUUUACUUCGAGAAGUCCCCUGACUUCUGUGAGCGCGAUGCGUCUGUGGACUCGCCUGGCACUCAGGGCCGCAUCUGCAACAAGAGUAGUCCAGGGAUGGACGCAUGCGACUCACUGUGCUGCGGCCGCGGACACAACAUUCUGAGGCAGACACGCAGCGAGCGCUGCCACUGUCGCUUCCACUGGUGCUGCUACGUGCUGUGUGAUGAGUGCAGGGUCACAGAGUGGGUCAACGUGUGUAAAUGACCAGCCCUCUCCCUUAUUGGCCUAAGCUUUGGCUGGAAACAUUGGACAAGUGGGGGCAAAAGGCAUAAGCCUAUAUCUCUCACACCAAGUGUGUGUUCAACAGUAUCAAUUUAGCCACUUUUCCAUUCAGCCCUCUCAUCUGGGUUCUAUUUGUUUUGUGUGGCUGUUGUUAUUCUCCAAAUGCCAAGUCAAAAGACUGAGGAGAGGAGUGACUCAUGUCAUUUGUCUUUGUUUCCCCUGUUCGGGCUCUUCAGCCAUGAAAAUGCCCCGAACGCCAUCUGUGUUCUUCACAAUAACGAGGCACAACAGCAGGAAUGCAUUAUUGCAGAAAUGGAAAGGCAAUGCCACCAUAUACAGUUAUAUGUAUAUUUGGAAAUGUGCGCUUAAUGAAAUGAUCUCCGCCAUGACAAAUCUGUGCAAGUUGUGCUUAUGUUCUUUUAGAUGUCAAAACUGGUACCAUACGCCAGGCAGUUUUAGAGAGAACAGAAAACGUGCGUUUUUUUAUUUUUUUUUGCCCACUUCAUUGACUUAACGUAAACCAGGACAGCGGUGAUGUGAAUAUAACCUGUACCAAUGGAGGUUGGACAGUAAUAACGUUAAUAGCAAGGUUUGCCAUCAAUCUGAUUAAAAAACUAAUAUUUAAUCUUUCUUCAGAUCUGCUUUACUGUGUUUGAGACCAAAAGUCAAGAUACUGCAAUGAAUAAAUAGGUUGGAUUAGUCUGUUUGUGGAAAAUUGCAGAAAUGAUAAUCAUUUCAUAAUGACACUGAGAUGUAUUUUUCAUUUCUAACUUUUAUAUAAAUUAUGUUUAGUAAAAUUAAUUAUAAUGUGAUAUGAAUUGUCUCUUUGUCCCCUUCGGAAAACUGUCUUGUUUUCGCAUUUACUUCAGAAAGCUAUUGUUUUUGGCAGGAGAUUUCAUGCUGGAAGUUUUGUUCUUGUACAGUGGCUUCAGAACCAAGAAUGUGUCCAGAGAACUGAGAUGAAUGAUAAAUACGGGAAUUAAUCAGUAUCUUGCAGAGCGUGGCUCAAAGAGGGCACCCUGGAUUCCUUUGAGGCUGACGAGUAUAAGAGUGAACAAGAUUAAGGAGGAGAAUGACACCAGAUCAGCUGUAUGAACUUAACAGCUAGUUGACACUGCAACAUGUGACUCUGGGGACAGUUGGUGCUCGUUUUGCAUCUGUCACUGAAAAAGCCUGGAAGGAGCACUGUGCUUUAACUCAACACAGACCAGGCUAAUGUCAGCGCUGAGACUUUGGA
Messenger RNA from Clarias gariepinus (North African catfish), 2605 nucleotides. It is a transcript of the gene wnt10b, whose product is annotated as wingless-type MMTV integration site family, member 10b. Gene Ontology annotation, biological process: neuron differentiation; multicellular organism development; cell fate commitment. The coding region runs from base 91 to 1350 and encodes 419 amino acids. Gene Ontology annotation, cellular component: extracellular region. Lineage: Eukaryota; Metazoa; Chordata; Actinopteri; Siluriformes; Clariidae. The transcript is spliced from 4 exons. The record is from RefSeq and is a predicted model, not a curated record. Gene Ontology annotation, molecular function: frizzled binding; cytokine activity.